Salvelinus fontinalis (brook trout) is the source of this 3846-nucleotide messenger RNA. RefSeq lists its product as uncharacterized. Lineage: Eukaryota; Metazoa; Chordata; Actinopteri; Salmoniformes; Salmonidae. The record is from RefSeq and is a predicted model, not a curated record. The transcript is spliced from 9 exons. Bases 2646 to 3599 code for a protein of 317 amino acids.
UGUACUGGUCACCACAGGGUUCUGGUCCACCCAUACACGACAGAAAGCCUGAUGAGGAACUGGACAACAGAAUAGACAAAUACUUAUGACAAAUGUUCUCGUUAUGGUAUAAUUAAGCAAUAAGGCCCGAGGGGGUGUGGUAUAUGGCCAAUAUAGCACGGCUAAGGGCUGUUCUUAUGCACGACGCAACGAGGAGUGCCUGGACACAGCCCCCUUAGCCGUGGUAUAUUGGCCAUAUAUCACAAACACCUGAGGUGCCUUAUUGCUAUUAUGAACUGGUUACCAAUGUAAUUAGAGCAGUAAAAAUACAUGUUUUAUCAUACCCGUGGUGUACGGUCUGAUAUACCACGGCUGUCAGCCAAUCAGCAUUCAGGGCUUGAACAACCCAUUUUGUAAAUAACUAUAUUUCUGUCAAGAGGAUGACUUUCUUUGCCAGCAAGACAAAAGAGAGUAUACAAUAGUGAAACUAGUUUACACCUGUUUAGAUCUCUCCCAUAGUUAACAUUGGGGUUUGUGUCUGCCAACUGCACAAAACUAAAUUAAAACCCAAACAAGAUAAAACCAUUACCUUUGAGAAGGACGAUCACAAUUAGGACAAUGUGAAAGGUAGUCAUUCCUUACAGCAACAAGAAGAGCCAAAUAAUUAGCAUGUUGUAUGAUACCAAAAGUCAGAUUUUAUGGGUUGAAUAGUGGAAGAAUUUCAUCCAGAUAAGAUAAAUUUACUAAAUUUGUCAUUAAAGUCUUACCUUAUGCCCCCAAAUAGUACCGCAACAAUUACAAUAACCAACUUUACUUCCUUAAGUUCAUUUCCUGAUGCUCUAGCUACACUCUUGAGGUAAAAAAAAUGUAGAGAUAUGAGUCAAACCCACUGUGGUUUCCAAUGUAGGUUUGUGUGAGCAAAUGUCAAUUGGAUGUGGAUAUCAGAAAUAUUUAAUGUGUAUGUUUAAAUCAUUGACCUUGCAAAGGCCUAAAGAAUAUAAAAGUGGAUUUGUUUUUCUACUUUAAAAGUUCCAGAGAGGGGUGAGAGAAAGACAGAGAGGGGUGAGAGAAAGAAAGAGAGGGGUGAGCGAUAAAGAGGUGAGAGAAAGACAGAUGUGUGAGAGAUAAAGAGAUCGAGACAGGGAUGAGAGAAAGGCAGAGAGAUUAUGAGAGAUUUUUUUUCUGCGUUCCUGAUCAUGCGUUAGUUACACUCAUACUCACUACCCCACAAUCCCCACCCCGUGGCAGCCCCUCUCUAGUAGAACACCAUGUACCUAGCUAACAGAGCUCUACCUUGUGUGCGAUGGAAGCCUCAUGACUCAGCUUUUCAGCAUGACAAAAUCUCUUCGGCAACCACAGGUUAGAGAUGAUUGUGUUUACAGUCCAACACUUAACCCUGGGUCAUAUCUCUAUUUCUCAUAUCUCCCUUACUGAUAGAGUGAGAGAGAGAAAAAACAUUUAGUUCCUUGACAGUUGCGGGAAUGUACAUUUUUAGUUACCCAUUGGUUCUGGGAACGAAGCCAUACGUUUCCUGACCGGUAAAAUGUUAUGUUUUUUAAACGUUCUGAAAACAGAAGUGAAAAUUUAGCCUGUUCUGGGAAUGUUAAUUUUUAGGGUACAGGGAGGUUCUGAGAACGUUUCAUUAUGGAACCCUGAAAGUUUUCCUGGAACAUUUUAUUAACAUUGAGAUCAAAAAUGAUAGGCUAUUUGAAGGUAAUUAAAUAACAUUCUGAGAACAUGUUUCAAUAACAAUGUUGGCCUAGUUUGGGUUAACUGUUUUGAACCCAUGGAAAUUCAUUUGUUUAGGAAUGUUUAUUGUUGUGGCAAGGCAUCUGUGAGAUUCAAACCUAUGAUCUUCUGUUUUCUAUUCAUGGAAUUAGUCCACUGCGCCAACAGGAUGUACAAACAGGCCCAAUUUCAAAGGAAACAAGCGCUCAUUAAGAUUAGGUGCCGAUAGAGAGAUUUUUGUUGAUGCUGAGAACGGAAUGUUUUUAAAUUAAAAAAAGGUAACAUUCUUGCAUAAAAAAAUAUGUAUUGUGUUUUUUAUAGAAAGUUAUCUUAAUGUUCUAAGAACAUGACGUUAAAUAGAACCAUGAGGAAAACCUGCAGAAAACAUGUUGAAGUACUGAAAUUUCCACCUAAGAAACAUACGGUUCUCAAAACGUAAUGUGCCAUCUGGGUAUCCUGCACCGUUCCCAGAAUGUUGUGGGAAGGUUGUGUUCAAAAUAACCAUAGGACAACCACACUCUCACCAAGCUCUAAGAAGGGGCGGCAGGCAGCCAAGUGGUUAGAGCGUUGGACUAGUAACCGGAAGGUUGCAAGAUCAAAUCCGCGAGCUGACAAGGUAAAAUCUGUCAUUCUGCCCCUGAACAAGGCAGUUAACCCACUUCCUAGGCUGUCAUUGAAAAUAAAAAUGUGUUCUUAACUGACUUGCCUGGUUAAAUAAAGGUAAAAAAAGAAACAUAAGGUUCUCAGAACAUUAUGUGCUAGCUGUAAUUAGCCAACAGUUUUCACAUUUACACAAAACUUCCUAAAAAUGUUUUGUUCAACCAUCAUCAUUGGUUGAACAGGAAAUAGGAAACAGGAAAUAUACAUGCAAUACUUUUGACACCACUCUUGUUAUAACUGCUUGUCACUCAUUUUACUGGAACCAGUUGGCUUUUAAGAUGUGUGUCAGUGCCAUGGUCACUACUGGUGUUUUCCUUGGACCUGUAGCCUCCUGUUUUGGCACCUCUUUUCACAACACAAUGAGCCCAUUGAUGUGGAUUGAUAUGAUGCUCAUUUUGUCUCAGGCCUGUGGCACUAGUGGUGUGGAUUGGAAAGCUGAUUACCCGAAGGUUGUUUUUACCAAAAUGGGAGAAGAUGUGACCAUUCCAUGCAAUGUUACCUAUCCCUCGUCCCCAUCUAAAGAGCCUGUCCAGGCCUACUGGAAACGCCUGGGAAAUACUAAACUAAACAUCAAUGAUAAUGACAAGAAUGAAUUCCUCUAUCACCCCAACAACACAUUCGUAAUCAAGAGUUUUCAGACCAGGACCAACCUGACAGGAAAUGUCACUAAGAGAAACUGCUCCCUGAAGAUCAAUAUAAUUCAACAUGGCGACAUGGGGCGCUUCUACUACUUGAGAAUUGCCACUGGAGCCAACAACUUCAGUUUUAAUAAAGAACUUGUCUCCAUUCAAAUAUCUGGAACCUCCGGGACUAUUUCAACCAUACCAAAGGACAAGUCAAACACAGUUGAUUCCACAACUACAGUCCCACUAGCCACCACAGAAUUGUUUGAGGACGCGCUAUCCACGACCACAUAUAUUGCCACCACGGUCCCAGUGGUUGCAGUUCUACUGGUUGGUGUAUUGGGGAUUGUUUGGUUCUUCAAGUACAGGAAAAGGUCCAGGGGUGUCACUAAGCAAGAGUCUGGAUAUUAUGCUAAUUUCACCAUGACAACUCCAACGACCAAACCUGAAAGAGUCAAAACUACAAAGAAGAAAGAUGACGCCCAAAUUCCUCCUCCAAAGGUCAUCGAUGAGCCCGUCUAUGGCAACGUGCAGGGUCCAGACGAUCCGAUGGACAGUAUGGAUCAAAUGGACAGUGUAUAUGCAAAUGUGGAUCAUGCAAAACAGUGAUGAAGCUGCAUCUCAGAUAUCAGCACUGCUUAAUAAUACUUGUUGAAUGUGUGUGUGUGUGUGUGUGUUUUAUCUUGAUUGUUUUCUUGUCAAAAGGCAGCUUACAGUGUCAGCCCUCAUUUUUCAUAUCCUGUUUGACUUUCACUUGGUUAGACAAUAAUAUGUGAAGUUUGUUUGUUAAAUGUAAUAUACAUAAUUCAGUAUGUAACUAUUUUUUAAAUGACUGGCUUUCAAAUAAACAUACUUA